Molecule: messenger RNA, 2301 nt
Organism: Suillus clintonianus
Lineage: Eukaryota; Fungi; Basidiomycota; Agaricomycetes; Boletales; Suillaceae
Exons: 25
Coding region: 1-2301 (766 amino acids)
Source: RefSeq, a predicted model, not a curated record
AUGCAUAGCAGAUCAACGCUUCGGGAUAUUGAGACCCUCGUUCAGCAACAAACAGAGACACUGGAAAGCCAAGGCAAGGAAGAUGACAACCUUCAAGAGAUCCAAAAGAUCCUCUACUCGACAGAGAUGAUGCAAGCCCAUUCCUCUCCAACUUACCUGUACUUUCCGGACAAGAACAAAGUCCUGAGGAUUCUCCAGCUACCGCACCCAUUCGUCGGAUUCACGGAGCACUUUCGUCUAAUAGGAUAUCUUGCGAGCACCAACCGGGAGCUCUCGCCCCUUUACCGUGCAGAGCAUGUAUCGACGAACUCAGAACACAAUAUUCUGGAUAUCGUCGGCAUACUGGCUGUUCCAAGCCACAAUAGAGUAAUGUUUUCCGAAGUAUAUGAAAAGAAGAGGACCGGCGACGGCGAUUUUCUGCGGUUGAUCGACAGCGAACUUUGUCGCCCAAAUGUAUUAGGGUGUACAAGUGUUGUGUGGCCCCUUGGCAUGUUGGAUUCUUCCAUCCGCUUCUAUGUAGCACCAUUCCCAGAUGGAUUCUCGCCUUGCAGCCCUCUCGCUGCCAUGCCAUCCAAUCUCACCGCUCUUCCAAAUGCAGAAUUCACUGAGAGACUCAGGAACGACAUGAUCAUUGGGGAUGAGUCGCUGGCUGAAUCUGAAUCUCGAUCGUCAACAUCUAAAUUUAGGAUUAUCGAUCAAUUCGCGCUCCCGCAAACUACUUUGGGUGAUCUGAAAGAUGUCUCGUAUGGUACACACAGUGUGCAUGGGGCCGUUACCCAGUCAAAGACAGAAAAAUUCUAUGGAAGUAUCGGUACUAUGUUUUAUCAGACGCAAGUUGACAUAUGGAUGGACUCUCAACCAAAUCAAUUUCAACCUCAGACUGUCAUCGCGCCGCACUCGCGCCAUCUGGCAGCAAUCAAGGACGGCUUCGACCGCAUCGUGAAUAGAGUGAAAUCAACGCUUGGGGAACGAUCAAUUCAGCGAAGCAUCCGUGUGCACGUGACUCCUAUGGCAAGAGUGAUUGCUAAUUUUAUCAUCAUCCCAGCUGAGGGAAUUGACCGAGACAUUGAGCUGCUCAGUCGCAGUGUUCCUGUCUGGCCGACACAGCUACGGCGCGAAUCUUUAGGUCGCGAUUACAACGUGCAGAAGAUGCAGAUCGACUUCGCUCACCGUGAAGUGCGCGGGCAUUGGGAAGAGUUUAUUCAUCCGUCAGGAGCUAUAUACCACUACAAUGCGAAAAGUAAAACAUACACAGGGAUGAACGUGAGGGACUGUUCCAACGAACAGCUCCAGAAGCUCGAAUCUUGGAUCAAGGUGUCAAGAUCCAGACUAGAUGGAAAGCCGUGGUUGUUGAUCGUCGAGCCGAUCUUAGCGAGAGGGAAGGAGAUCUACCCGUAUUACUACGUGGUACCCGAGAAUCGCGUCAUUACCUGGAUCGAGCCCGUGGAUGGCUACCUCCUGUUUCAAGAAUGUACAACGGUAUGGCACUGGAACCACAAAAGACUUGAACUGGAGGCCCAAUAUUGGAAACACGUUGAAUAUUUUCCGCAUGGGAUUGAAAUUCAUCGUUCGGAGGUGAAAACUUUCCGACUGCAAUUGAAUUGGUAUCGCGUAGAGGCCUUAGCCUUGGAACAAUCUAUUGCGGGCUCAAUAUUCUGGACCUUGGAACAAAUGAAAGAAAUGAUUGCUGAGCUAGCUACUGCAGGUACGCACCCUGAUUUCAAUUUGGGUCUUCAAGUUGAUGGCCGAAGGACAGAAGGACUUGCAAGAAGUGAUGGAGUCAUGGAAGAGCAAGGCGUCGCAAUCUGCGGACAUCACGAAUAUCUGAACCACCAUGGCCAACCCGAAGCUCGCUUGAUGCGAACACAUUCACUGGGUGAGAGGCGCAGAGAUCUGGAAAAAUCUCCCUUCAUCACUGCCGUUGCCGUUGCCAUGCUCUGGAUCCCAAUAAUGGUGCUCAGACGACUCCAAAAAAUCUACGUUGAUGGUCUUGUCAAUGGGGUCGACAUGAAGGCAUUCAUAGACGAUUUCAGUGCACAAGCUAAAUCCCAAACUACGGUUGCGUAUUACCUGCAAGGCAAGAUGGCCAGUUUUGUGAUUAUUGCAAGCAUACCAAGUCUUUUAUAUCUCUCGAGCAACAGUUUGGCCUUUACCAUUCUCGGAUUUCUCACAGGGAUUUUCGAAGCUGAAUACGGUUUACCCUUUACUGCGAGGAUAGGAUGUGGGUUGGCCCUUAUUAUUGGCACAGGCCUUACAAUUCCGUUGGCGAUCGCUGCUUUAGGUCCUGGGCUGAUCGGGUAA